This is a messenger RNA of Populus euphratica (Euphrates poplar), 3115 nucleotides long. Its product is annotated as eukaryotic translation initiation factor 3 subunit C-like. Gene Ontology annotation, molecular function: translation initiation factor activity; translation initiation factor binding; RNA binding. Bases 200 to 2926 code for a protein of 908 amino acids. NCBI's taxonomy places the organism in Eukaryota, Viridiplantae, Streptophyta, Magnoliopsida, Malpighiales, Salicaceae. The record is from RefSeq and is a predicted model, not a curated record. Gene Ontology annotation, biological process: translational initiation. The transcript is spliced from 4 exons. Gene Ontology annotation, cellular component: eukaryotic translation initiation factor 3 complex.
AUGCUAUUGCCUCGGAAAGCAAACUGUGACAAACCGGCACGGACUGAAACCCGAAGAAAGUCCCCGACUCCCCUCCGCUAAAAGCAAAGCGGCAAAAACCCUAACUCUCCUCUUCGCUUUCCUUCCAUUCGCAAAUCAAGCAUCUUAUCUUGGCUCAGGAUCUUGAGGUUUUCUGACGGCAUUUAGGUUGAAGGAGAAGAUGGCUUCGCGUUUCUGGGGACAGGGUGAUAGCGAAUCUGAUGAGGACAGUGAUUAUGGAGAUGAGAUUGAGGAUAGACAAGCUGACGAGUCUACUGCCCAAACUCCUGAGAACAAAUAUCUUAGAGGAACUGCUAGUGAUAGUGAUGAGUCUGAUGAUCAAAAGCGUGUGGUCAGGUCAGCCAAAGACAAGCGUUUUGAGGAGAUGUCAGCCACUGUUGAUCAAAUGAAGAAUGCAAUGAAGAUUAAUGAUUGGGUCAGCUUGCAGGAGAGCUUUGAUAAGAUGAAUAAGCAACUUGAGAAAGUCAUGAGAGUGAUGGAAUCAGAGAAGGUUCCCGCGCUUUACAUUAAAGCUCUGGUAAUGCUGGAAGAUUUCUUGAAUCAGGCUUUGGCAAAUAAGGAAGCUAAAAAGAAAAUGAGCAGCAUUAAUGCCAAGGCCUUGAAUGCAAUGAAGCAGAAAUUGAAGAAAAACAAUAAACAAUAUGAAGAUCAGAUUAAUAUAUCUAGGGAACUCCCUGAAAGUGAGGAAGAACCAGAGGCUGAUGAGGAGUCAGAAGAGGAGGAAGAGUCUGAUUUGGAUUUUGAGGAGGAUCCUUCAAAGCUUGUAAUAUCCGAAGAGGAGGAGGGUGUCAAUGACCAAUCUGAAAAGGAUGGGGGCUGGGAGAAGAUGAUGAGUAAGAAAGAUAAGCUCAUGGAUAAGCAGUUUGCAAAAGAUCCUAGUGAAAUCACCUGGGAUAUUGUAAACAAGAAAUUUAAAGAAAUUGUUGCUGCCCGGGGUAGGAGGGGAACUGGAAGGUUUGAGCAGGUUGAACAGCUAACUUUCCUGACGAAAGUUGCUAAGACCCCUGCACAGAAGUUGGAAAUUCUUUUUAGUGUGGUCUCUGCCCAGUUUGAUGUGAAUCCUGGUCUCAGUGGGCACAUGCCUAUACAUGUCUGGAAAAAUUGUGUGCAGAACAUGCUGGUUAUUCUUGACAUUCUGGUACAGUAUCCUAAUAUUAUUGUGGACGACACAGUUGAACCUGAUGAGAAUGAAACCCAGAAAGGAGCAGACCAUAAUGGGCUGAUUCAGAUUUGGGGAAACUUAGUGGCAUUUCUUGAGAGAAUGGAUAUUGAGUUCUUUAAGAGUUUGCAGUGCAUUGAUCCGCAUGCACGUGAGUACAUUGAGAGACUGCAGGAUGAACCUAUGUUUUUAGUUCUUGCUCAGAAUGUCCAAGAAUAUCUAGAGCGUGUUGGAGAUCUUAAAGCUGCAGCAAAGGUUGCCUUAAGACGUGUUGAGCUGAUCUAUUACAAACCACAAGAGGUUUAUGAUGCAAUGAGAAAGUUGGCUGAACAGACAGAAGAUGGAGGCAAUGGUGAGGACCCUAAGGUUGAGGAAAGUAGGGGUUCCUCUGCGUUUGUUAAUACUCCGGAGCUUGUGCCUCGAAAGCCUACCUUUCCUGAGAAUAGCAGGACAAUGAUGGAUGCUUUAGACUCCCUCAUUUACAAGCCUGGAGAUGAGCGGACCAAAGCUCGUGCAAUGCUCUGUGAUAUCUACCACCAUGCUCUCCUGGAUGAGUUCGCAACCUCCCGUGACCUGCUAUUGAUGAGUCUCCUGCAAGAUAAUAUUCAGCACAUGGACAUUUCAAGCCAGAUACUUUUCAACAGGGCUAUGGCACAACUUGGUUUAUGUGCAUUCCGUGUUGGUCUAAUUGCUGAAGCACAUGGAUGUCUUUCUGAAUUGUAUUCAGGUGGAAGGGUGAAGGAGUUGCUUGCACAAGGUUUUUCGCAAAGCCGAUAUUAUGAAAAAACUCCGGAACAGGAAAGACUGGAAAGGAGACGCCAGAUGCCAUAUCAUAUGCACAUAAAUCUUGAACUUCUGGAGUCUGUCCAUCUCAGUUGUGCAAUGCUGCUGGAGGUCCCCAGCAUGGCAGCCAAUGUUCUUGAUGAUAAGCGCAAGGUCAUUAGCAAGACAUUUAGGCGGCUGCUUGAUGUAAGUGAGAGGCAAACUUUCACUGGUCCUCCUGAAAAUGUAAGGGACCAUGUAAUGGCUGCUACACGGGCACUUAGGAAAGGAGAUUUCCAGAAGGCAUUUGAUGUUAUUGAGUCUCUUGAUGUCUGGAAGCUCCUCAGAAAUAGAGAUGGUGUUCUUGGGAUGCUUAGAGCCAAGAUUAAGGCAGAAGCUCUGAGGACCUACCUGUUUUCGUACACCUCCUCCUAUGAUUCGCUUGGCCUGGACCGGUUGACCAUAAUGUUUGACCUUUCAGCAUCUGAGACUAAAGUCAUUGUCAGUAAAAUGAUGAUCAAUGACGAGCUCCGAGCAAGCUGGGACCAGACAACACAGUGUAUUGUAUUCCAUGAUCUUGAGCACACAAGGUUGCAGGCUUUGGCGUUCCAGUUGACAGAGAAGCUUUCAAUCCUUGCUGAAAGUAAUGAAAGGGCAAUGGAAGCAAACAUGGGCGGUGGCGGUUUGGAUCUGCCUCAGAGAAGGAGGGAUGGCCAGGAUUUUGCUAACCUGGCUGCUUCAGGUGUUAAGUGGCAUGAAAACUCAUCUUUCACUCAUGGAAGGCAAGGUUCUGGACGUUCUGGAUAUGGUGGUGGUGGGAGGCCACAGGUUUUAGGCCAGGUUUUCGGGACUAGCUAUUCGAAGGGGGCAAGCAAUUUGCGAGCUGGAGGUGGAUAUUCUGGAGGCUCUCGAUAUCAAGAUGCUCCAACUCGCAUGGUUUCUCUUAAUAAGGGAGCCCGUGCUUGAGAAGUUUUGUUAGUUUUUUUUAAAACACUUUAGACCAAUUUUCUGCCUUUUUUUUUUUUUUUCCCUCUAUUUUGAUUAACCUCAAGCUUGUAGAAUGUCCAAUAUCUAGCAUCCAAGAGGCCCCUUUACGAAUUUUGAAAGUACAUGUAUCUUUUAUUUAAUUUUGAUUUAUUUGGUUCAUGUGUCGUA